CCGCGCCGCCGGCCGCAGGUGCUUAAAUAGCGGCGCCUGCCCCGCCGCUGUGUCCUUCGCGCCGCCAGUGUGUGUGAGAAUUAUCCGGGGUGUAAGUGGCCUGUCUUCUCCCUGGAGAGCCCACCGCUCUCCACACCGCUUCCACACUGCGACCUCUACGCCAGCCCUGAGGGAGGAUGGAAUAUCUCUGAAGGGGCUUCUGCAGUUAUUCUGGCAUGCAGUGCUCUCGUGGCUGAUGCUGGUGUACAGCUGGGACGGCACAGGUGGUAAUUUGCUGCCAUUUAAUUCUAACAACCCAUCUUGAGGAGAUUCUGUUGUAAUGUAUCCAGUGGCUGUUCCUGCACCAGGAGGUGAAGGAAGUAAUGGACAACAUGGGAAACUUAUUUUUUUCCUUUUUGUUUUUGGAGCUGUGUUGCUGUGUGCUGGAUUCCUUCUUUCAGUCUUUAUUCUCCAGUCAUGUCCAUCUGGAAGCUUCAGUGACUGUAACGAGGUCCUUAAGGCUGCUGGGCCAGUGUUGGCUGUAACUGGACUGGUUUGUGUUUUACUGGCACGAUCAAGGGCCAGGAUGUAUAUAAGACAAAGACAAUUGCAAAAUGAGCAGGUGUACAGCCUUGUGUUUUGUCGUGGGAACUGCCAGUUUGCCCAGUUUCUCAUAUUUGGAUUCCUGUUUUUAACUAGUGGAAUGUUAAUUAGCAUCCUGGGCAUUUGGGUUCCUGGUUGCAGCCCUGGCUGGCAUACGAUACAGCUCAACCACACUGGCACUUCUGACAUGGACCUCCAGGGCUGUGGAUUCCUGUCACUUCAAAUCAUGGGACCUUUGAUUGUGCUCACUGGGUUGUGUUUCUUCGUGAUAGCUCAUGUUAAAAAGAAGCAAAACUUAAAUCUCAACCAAGAAUCCUGUGAAAGUGAAGAACAUCCUCAGAGCCCUGAAUCUUUUCAGGUUACAGUAGGUGAUGCUGUGAUGUUAUUCCCACCCCCACCACCUCCAUAUUUUGCUGACCCUAUGUCACCAGCUGUGACACAUUGUCUUUUGUCAAGUGUUUUACCUACAAGUGAAAAUCCUCCGCCAUACCACUCUAUCUUCAGCGAUGGAGCGCAGCUUGCUGAUGACGAAAGAACAGUUGCUGUUAGAGACUAUGAAUCCAUAUAUACAAUUUCUGGAAGCAACUCACCUUCAGAUAUUUUACCAAUGCUAUACCUUUCUUCUGAAUCACCACCAAAAUAUGAAGAAAAAGCAUCAAUAACAAAUAAUGAAUAUUUGCCAUCUUCUUCCUCAUCUUUUUCAUCUAUUUCAUUAGCCACAUCUGACACCAGCUCAUAAAGGACUGUCAGUUCACUUAAUUUUUAAUUAAA
Pseudopodoces humilis (Tibetan ground-tit) is the source of this 1353-nucleotide messenger RNA. It is a transcript of the gene TMEM171, whose product is annotated as transmembrane protein 171. The record is from RefSeq and is a predicted model, not a curated record. Lineage: Eukaryota; Metazoa; Chordata; Aves; Passeriformes; Paridae.